AUGGAUUUGGCGCCCAAUAUCCAUUUGGCCCACAAACUUCCAAAUGGCAUGGAUUUCUUCAACCCAGAGUUUGGGCCUGCCUGUACUUCUGGCUUCAAGGUACUUUGUGGGCCCAAGGGCUCUCCGACGGCACCAGGGGUGUGGAUGCCCUCUUGUGGUGGCACCUGUCCUCAGUCCUGUUCCGACAAGACUCCGUGGCCGGUUUGCCAAGAUCUCACUUACAGCAGCUCUCUGGCACAAGUGGACCCAGAGCACUUUGGCCCUGAGUGCACCACCGGACGCAGGGCGCGCUGUGGUGUGACAGGCAGCACAGUUUUCCCGUAUUGGUGGGGUGGCCCGGAUGACAAUACCAAACCUGGUUUGUGCACAGGCAUGGGAAACAUUUGCAACGGUAUACAAGUCUACCCUCGCCCUCUGUACGUUUGUAUCACUGGUGUGCGCAAUGUGAGUGAGAUCCCUGACUGGUGUGUGGGACAGCAUUAUGCGAAGUACUUCGGUUUGCCUUGUGCUGCUGGAUCCCCAGGCUAUAAAGUGGAGGUGAAAGUGAGCGCGUUCAAUGCGGCCAUCACGGGCUGUGAGAAGAGCCGUUGGUGGACGAAAGCGCUGGCGCUCUUUGCGCAGAUAGAUCAAGUGCAGCUGGAGGAAGCGGCGCUCGAUGUCUUCGAGAAUUUGUGCAGCUGGCACCUAGAGAGGACGUUGGAUGGCAGAGCUACUAGGAAUGUGGUCAGCUAUGGUGCUGCACUCUCUGCCUAUGAGAAGGGCCAGAAAUGGGAAAUGGCCCUGGAGCUCCUUGAGGAUCUCCACUUGAGCCGAAUACAAGGCAACCUUGUAACCGCUUGCGCUGCUAUCAGUGCUUGUGAAACAGGGGCUGCUUGGAUCGCUGCGCUCAGCCUGCUGGAAGAGGUUCUUUCGCAGUUGCAGGCCGAUGUCAUCAGCUUCAGCGCCGCCAUGAGUGCCUGUGAAAAGUCCAGUCAAUGGGAGCGGGCCAUGCGGCUCUUAGCGCUUCUUCGGGAACAUGCAGUCCAGGAAACGGUCAUUACGUGCAAUUCCGUCAUCAGUGCCUGUGAAAAAGCUGGGCGUUGGCAAAUGGCUUGGGCUUUCCUUGAGGAGCUGCACAUGCGUCAGAUCCGUGCCACCAUCGUGACGUUUAGUGCAGCCAUCAGUGCCUGCGAGAAAGGUGGUCAAUGGCACCAAGCCAUGCAGGCCUUGGGGCAGCUGAGUUCCCUCGAGGGGUCGCUCCUGGUGCCUUCCAACGCGGCCAUCCGCAGUGGUGCCAGGCCAACGUGA
Durusdinium trenchii is the source of this 1287-nucleotide messenger RNA. The record is from the annotation of a GenBank genome assembly. Lineage: Eukaryota; Dinophyceae; Suessiales; Symbiodiniaceae.